Molecule: messenger RNA, 2316 nt
Organism: Hermetia illucens (black soldier fly)
Lineage: Eukaryota; Metazoa; Arthropoda; Insecta; Diptera; Stratiomyidae
Gene: mars
Exons: 4
Coding region: 142-2214 (690 amino acids)
Biological process (GO): signaling
Source: RefSeq, a predicted model, not a curated record
CGGAGUGAAUACUUGUUCUAUCGUUUAUAUUAAUCGUGUUUAGUGCGUCGAUAUACUCGUUGUUUAUUUGUUAUUAAUAUUAUACAAUACAAAGUUUGAGGUGAGACAAUGAAGUGAUUAUUUAUUGGAAAGCCAAUUGGGAUGGAUCGCAAGACACUUUUUAAGUCAAAUAUUAUAGGUAAUACCGCCAUGCGAAAAAAUAGAGUUGCGAAAGCCAAUUCCGAUCGAAAUCUGAAACGGAAGGAGCUUUUUUCUCGUGGAAGAGAUAUAAAAAUGAGUCCAGAGCAAGAACCAAAAUCUACCCUACCUGCAUCAUCGAAAAAAGGUUCUAAAAAAGUGGAAGAAAUAAUCCAGAAAGAGCAGGCGCACAAAGCAAGAUUCCAAGCUUAUAUGGAAGAGAAAAGGAAACGAUUAGAACGGGAGAAAGGACUAAAGAAACCGCCAUUUAUCAGCGCAGUUGGAGGGAGUUCAGUACAUAAUGCAUCACAAAAACCGUUUGAAUUUGCUGCGCCCAAAGCAAUUAAAGGAAGACAACCCACUUCCAAAUCAUCAUUUAAUGAUAAAAAGCAGGAUACUGCUCAGAAAACAAAAAUUCUGCCUGUAAGAGCCACUAGAAGUGCUAAAACACGAGUAGAAUCCCAAGUUAACCAAAGAAAUACUACGCGUCCACGAAAUUUACGAAUUAACAAGAAAAAUGACCUUAAAACUGAUCUUCCGAGAGACGAUUUGAUAUCAAAAGAAACUCCACUCAUGAAAGACAAAGUAUUCGUCUUCAACAGUGUGGGAACUGUACUUACAUCAACUGCGAGGAAACAUUCGGUAGAAAAAGCGACUGAAGUUGAAAUAUUGAAUGAUUUCGAAAAUGCGUUGAGUCCCAUUGACGGGAUCGCUCCUUUGGAAACAAGUGUUUGUGCGGAAGAAGAAAAUAAAUUACAAGAACAGCACAUACCGCACCCAACAGUUUCCUCUGCAGCUGACUCACCUAAAACUUCUCUUGACCAACAUAAAACACCCCCAAAACAAGCCAACGAGGAAAACGAUAAUUUCUAUGUUAGCCCGUUCGUGACAACAUCACGGGGUAAAGGGAGCGCCAAAAAAGAGCAUAGGAACCGUGAAUCAGUUUAUAAAUUGGAAUUGAAUCAAUCAAUUGAAGAGCCGCUCGAGGUGAGGCGGAGGCGAGAAGCUGUGAGGUAUUUCCGUAAAAUUCUAAGCGAUGAAAUUAACCGCUUGAGCGGUCUCUGUAAGGAAUGGGAAACUUACAGAGACGAGAACGCAGACAUGUAUGAAGAACAUUGUACAGAUUUGAUCAAUACUGCUAACGGCCAGACAAAGCUUUUGAUUACUGGCAAACUAAAGCAGUUUGAGAAAUUGAUCGAUGAUUGCGAGAAAUAUGUUAACAAUAGUUUCGGUGAUAAACUGACCGCCCAACAAAAUGUGUCCCCAGAGGAUUUGGAAGGUUUCUGGAACUAUGUGAAGAUACAGGUAGAAAAUGUCGAUCGCCGCUUUAACAAUCUGAUUGCAUGGAGGAAUAACAACUGGGUGGAUCCAGAGGAAAAACCCAAAAUAAAAAAGAAUUUGCUUGCCAAGUCAAUGAAACCAAAGAAAGUAAAGCAGAAAAUGAAACCGGCGGAGGAGGUUCGAAGUUUAAUCAGAAAAUUACACCGGGAAUGUCUGAAAAAUAAAGUCAACAACAAAGGAUGCGAUCAAGAUAUUAUUUUCGUGUCCCGUCGAUCUCAGAAUGGAAUCAAAGAUAAUAUGGUGACACCUACCAAACCUAUUGCUCCAGUAGCCCCACGGAUAAUAAAGACUCCAUAUCGGGUGUCCGCCGCUUUCAAAGAAAAUAGGACGCCAAAUGUUAUAACCCCGGCACAUCGAAGGCUUUCUAUGUUGAAGAAGGCGCGAGGAAGUGGCAGUGGAAGCAAAUUUACUCGACGACUGUCUGAAACACCAAAAUCAACCACAUCCCUAAGGAAAUCCAUUCUUAAAUCAGAAUCGAAGAGCACACGUAAGAAAAGUGUGUUAUUCUCAGAACAGAUCCAGUACAAAAGUCCCGAGCGAUCAAAUUCGAACUUCGGAUCCUACCGUUCUGCUAAUGGGUAUGAAGUAGAUGAUUUCGAUGUUCAACUGGCUAACGAAUCCGAUGAAAGUUUGCGUGUGAUGGAACUGCGAACGAGGAAAGUUCUUAUGCGAGAUGAUAUAAGCGACUUCCUUUAGAAAAGUUAAUGCGUUUAAAAAGCCUAGGAUAAGUCAACUAUCACCUAAAUAUAAGUUAUUCGCACCAAGAACAUGGAAAGAAAUAGACGGCAUUCAUCUAAA